AGUGCUGGGAUUACAGGCAUGAGCCACUGCACCCGGCCGGGAUUUUCCCCUUUGUUCAUUUUUCCAAGAGAGAUCAUGGAGAAAAAUUCAGUGCUAAAGUAUAUCCCUCAUUUAGUGGGGUGCCUGUAAACCCCAAGAGACAUUUGGCAACGUCUGGAGACAUUUUUGGUUGUUGCCAUAGGAAGGCAAAGCAGAUGUUAUUGGCUUCUAGUGGGUAGGGGUUGGGAAGCUGCUAAAAAACCUACAAUACACCGGACAGGACAGCCCCCACAUACAACAAAGAAUUCUUUGCCCCAAAAUGUCAGUAGUGCCAAGAGAAAUCUGUUCUGUAGCAAGGAGCUAUAGGUGCAAUCUUCACCCAAGAAGGAAUGUUAUCCCCUUUUUCGUCAUUGCCCAUUAGGAAGGGCUGGAUGACUGUGCUCUGUCCCAAGCCACCUGCAUGGGACAAGUAAAUGCAAACCUGUUGCUUUGUGGAGGCCCAUGGACAGAACCAGAAGCGUUGAGAAGCCUACCAGAGUAUGUGGACUUAGAGGAUUAUGUCCAAGAAACCUUGCAGUGGGUCUGUCAUCUGCUGCCCUCGUUGAUCAUUCAUUAGCUCUCUUACCACUUAGGGAGCGAUUACAUACAUUUUUAUUUUACUUCAGGUCAUAUACACGGCUUUCCCUGCUCAGAUACGAGGGAAAUGGAAGUGCAGGGAGAUGAAAGUACAUUUUCAGAUUCUCUGCCACUUCUCAAGGGCUCCUCCUUGCCCCAGCCCUGUCCUGGGUGGUUUCAGACAUGCUGUCUUAUUUACUCCUCACCAUAAUUGUGUGGGGAAGCUUUUAUUAUUCCCACUGUGCAGACAGUGUUGGCCCCGGUGCACAUUUUCCUUCAUCAAAAUCUGUUUUUCUCACUAUAUUCUGUUGUCUUCCCAGACUGAUUCCAUAUUAGCAGUCUCUUGUAUCUUCUUAGUGAAUUUUAAAGUUCAAAGUACAUUGUAAUGAACUUCUAAACUUUUUUGCAACCUUUUAACAAGUCUAGCAGUAAGCUGCAGUGCUAAAGUAGUAGAGGAAGUUUAGCCACAUACUGGGAGUCCAAAGGUAUAAUUACAAUGAGCAGUGAGCAGGGGGUCCUGGGAGGUGUGAGUGCCCCAUCUCUGAGGGCAUUUGGACAGAAGUUGGAUCCCAGAGCUCUUGGGUGGAUUCCUGAAAGCCCUUCCCCUUCAGCUCUUCAGAUCUUAUGAUGAAAUAGAAGCAGGGAGCUGCUGCUGCCGGAGAGUCUGGUGGCAGGUGGUGAUUUGGUGCUCUCAUUGUAACCAAUGUCUGUGUUAGCCAUGUCUUCUUCCUAGGCCUCACUGUCCUGGGCUAAUGGAGAAGCAUGAUGUUGCUUUGCCAUUUUUUUAAAAAUCCUACAAUUCUAGUUUUUUGUUAUACUGAUUGUGACUUGCCCUCCCCUCACUCCCCAGCUUAACCCACAUUUUCCGGGUACACUGUCCUAUAGUGUGGAAAUGAGGCUUACAUUGCUGUGGAGAGGGGAGGCACCAGGGCUGCAGAUGGGACAAGGAGUGACAGGGCAAGUUGGGGUGUCCCGGAUGCAGCACAGCUGUGGGGAGAGAAGUAUCUGGAGAGGAGGGCCAGUGUUCCUCACCCUCUUCCCCGCCGUCUCCUGUGACGGCGCAUGGCUGUGGAGCCACAGCCUGGGCGUCAGGAAUGAAUAUGACCCACGGGGCAGGAAAGGCGAUGGGGGUUUUCUGUCCACCUCUGCCAUCUGGGUCUUAGUUUACUCGUUUAUUUAAUGAGAUCUUUAGACCAGGGGAUCUCAAGUCAACCUUUUAACUUCAGCACAUUUCUGAUCUGAUCUUUCUUCUCCUCUCCAUCUCUCCAGGCUCUGAACUCAGACAGACCAAGUUCAAAUUCCGUAUCUGUCACUACAGCUGUGUGGCCUUGGAACCUGAGCUGGCUGGAGGAGAAAGAGAAGGAAGUGGUCAGUGCCCUGCGCUACUUUAAGACCAUUGUGGACAAAAUGGCAAUUGAUAAGAAGGUACUGGAGAUGCUUCCAGGGUCAGCCAGCAAGGUGCUGGAGGCCAUCUUACCCCUCGUGCAGAACGAUCCUCGAAUUCAGCACAGCUCAGCCCUCUCUUCCUGCUAUAGCCGAGUGUACCAAAGUCUCGCCAACCUCAUUCGCUGGUCUGACCAAGUGAUGCUGGAAGGUGUGAACUCAGAAGACAAGGAGAUGGUGACGACUGUGAAGGGGGUCAUCAAGGCCGUGCUGGAUGGAGUGAAGGAGCUGGUCAGGCUCACCGUCGAGAAGCAGGGACGUCCGUCUCCGACGAGCCCCGUGAAGCCCAGUUCCCCUGCUGGCAAGCCUGAUGGCCCAGCAGAGCUCCCCCUGACAGACCGUGAGGUAGAAAUCCUAAACAAGACGACCGGGAUGUCACAGUCAACUGAGCUCCUCCCAGACGCCACAGAUGAAGAGGUCGCGCCCCCCAAGCCCCCUCUGCCUGGCAUUCGGGUGGUUGAUAAUAGUCCUCCACCAGCAUUGCCACCCAAGAAAAGACAGUCGGCACCGUCCCCUACCCGAGUGGCUGUGGUGGCCCCCAUGAGCCGAGCCACCAGUGGCUCCAGUUUGCCUGUUGGAAUCAAUAGGCAGGAUUUUGACGUUGACUGUUAUGCACAGAGGCGACUGUCAGGAGGCAGCCACUCAUAUGGUGGAGAGUCGCCCCGCCUCUCCCCUUGCAGCAGCAUAGGCAAGCUCAGCAAGUCAGACGAGCAGCUGUCCUCUCUGGACAGGGACAGUGGGCAGUGCUCCCGGAACACAAGCUGUGAAACACUAGACCACUAUGAUCCCGACUAUGAAUUCCUCCAGCAAGACCUCUCUAACGCAGACCAGAUACCUCAGCAGACGGCCUGGAACCUUAGCCCGUUGCCAGAGUCUUUGGGGGAGUCUGGGUCUCCAUUUGUUGGCCAUCCUUUCCAGCUGCCUCUUGGCAGCCAUCCCCAGCCAGACGGACCUCUGGCCCCAGGGCAGCAGACAGAUACGCCGCCUGCUCUCCCCGAGAAGAAGCGCAGGAGUGCAGCCUCCCAGACGGCGGACAGCUCUGGCUGCAGGGUGUCCUACGAGCGGCAUCCCUCGCAGUACGACAACAUCUCUGGGGAGGACCUGCAGAGCACGGCCCCAAUCCAGUCCGUCCCCUAUGCGCCCUUUGCUGCUAUUCUCCCCUUUCAGCAUGGAGGUUCCUCAGCCCCUGUCGAAUUUGUGGGUGAUUUUACUGCUCCUGAAUCAACGGGUGACCCGGAAAAACCACCUCCUCUACCAGAGAAGAAAAACAAACACAUGCUGGCCUACAUGCAGCUGCUGGAGGACUACUCGGAGCCGCAGCCCUCCAUGUUCUACCAGACGCCGCAGAACGAGCACAUCUACCAGCAGAAGAACAAGCUCCUCAUGGAGGUAUACGGCUUCAGCGACUCCUUCAGCGGGGUGGACUCCGUGCAGGAGCUGGCCCCGCCGCCCGCCCUACCCCCCAAGCAGCGGCAGCUGCAGGCCUCCUGUGCUGCUUCUUCCUUCUCCUCUGUCUCCUACUGUGUCCAGCAAACUAAAGUGGCCUUCACCCCCGAGGACGGCAGUGCCGCUCAGGGCCUCAGUGUGUCCGUCUCUAACUCCUUUCUCAGCCGGCACGGCAGCUUGCCUGUGCCCUCGUAUAAGUCUGUGUUUAGGUCCUACUCCCAGGAUUUCGUGCCUCACCACCAAGCUUCCGUUCCGCCUUUCCUUCCGCCUACCUCCUCUUCCUCUCCACAUUUCCCACCUGCCCACCAGGCUCAGAGCUCUGACUUAGCCGUGCCAGCCAUGGCCGGUCCACCUCCCAGCACCGUGGACGGGCCUCUCUCGGCUUCUCAGGAGAGCAGCUUUCAUGGGAAUACUGUCUGCCUUCCUUCCGAAACCUCUUUCACUGACUCGAGUGAAAACGCCAGUGAGGAAGCUGGUGAGGGUGAAUAUGUCAAUCUGUAUUCCUCUGGCCAGAGCAGCGAGGAGCUGGCUCCCUCUGGAGGAGAACCACCGACUGGGAAAGACGGACAUCCCAGAGAUCCCUCAGCAGUCAGCAGCGUCCCUGGGAAGGACAGCAGAGACGGCAGUGAGAGGGCCCCAAAGUCACCAGAUGCUCUGGAGUCGGCUCAGUCGGAGGAGGAAGUGGACGAGCUGUCCCUCAUCGACCACAACGAAAUUAUGUCCAGGCUGACGCUCAAGCAGGAGGGUGAUGACGGGCCGGAUGUCCGCGGAGGAUCUGGGGACAUCUUAUUGGUCCAUGCUACUGAGACUGACAGGAAAGAUUUGGUGUUGUACUGCGAGGCCUUCCUGACCACCUACAGGACCUUCAUCUCCCCAGAGGAGCUCAUCAAGAAGCUGCAGUACAGAUACGAGAAAUUCUCUCCCUUCGCCGACACAUUCAAGAAGCGCGUCAGCAAGAACACAUUCUUCGUACUGGUGCGGGUGGUGGAUGAGCUUUGCCUGGUGGAAUUGACAGAAGAGAUCCUGAAGCUGCUGAUGGAACUGGUCUUCCGCCUGGUGUGCAACGGGGAGCUGAGCCUGGCCCGCGUGCUCCGGAAGAACAUCCUGGACAAGGUAGACCAGAAGAAGCUGCUCAGGUGUGCCACCUCUGGCCAGCCCCUGGCGGCCCGGGGGGUAGCAGCCAGGCCGGGGACCUUGCACGACUUUCACAGCCAUGAGAUCGCAGAGCAGCUAACUCUGCUGGAUGCUGAGCUCUUCUAUAAAAUAGAGAUUCCUGAGGUUUUGCUUUGGGCAAAAGAGCAGAAUGAGGAAAAGAGCCCCAACUUGACCCAGUUCACGGAGCACUUCAACAACAUGUCCUACUGGGUCCGGUCCAUAAUCAUGUUACAGGAAAAGGCCCAGGACAGGGAACGGCUGCUCUUAAAGUUCAUCAAGAUCAUGAAGCACUUGCGGAAGCUGAAUAACUUCAACUCCUACUUGGCCAUCCUCUCUGCCCUGGACUCAGCGCCCAUCCGCAGGCUGGAGUGGCAGAAGCAGACCUCAGAGGGCCUGGCCGAGUACUGCACGCUGAUUGACAGCUCAUCCUCCUUCCGAGCCUACCGGGCCGCCCUCUCGGAGGUGGAACCGCCGUGCAUCCCGUACCUGGGGCUGAUCCUGCAGGACCUGACCUUCGUUCACCUGGGAAACCCAGACUACAUCGAUGGGAAAGUGAACUUCUCCAAGCGGUGGCAGCAGUUCAACAUCCUCGACAGCAUGCGGUGCUUCCAGCAGGCGCACUAUGACAUCCGGAGGAACGACGACAUUAUAAACUUCUUCAAUGACUUCAGUGACCACCUGGCUGAGGAGGCCCUAUGGGAACUCUCUCUGAAAAUUAAACCCAGGAACAUAACAAGGAGAAAAACAGACCGGGAAGAGAAGACCUAGGAGCAGCCGCCGGGAUCGAGGAGAAUGCUCGAGGGGCGCGGAGGGCAGCUCCCAGACCGGAGAGGACCUUGGACCUGUUAGGCGCGUGGCAGGAGUCCCGGCCUCGGAGCCACGAGGCUGGCCAGGCCUCAGCGGGGCCGGGCGGGAGCUGGAGCCUGCCUGCUGCUUCCUGCCUCCCUCCUCUGUGGGAGCAGACCCGUGGGCCUCUGCAGCCAGCAGGCAGGUCUUGUUGCCAAUUUGCAAACCGGUGGUUUUCUGGUUUGGUUUUGUUUUCUGCUUUUACUUCCAUCUCUCCCCUCUUGCCCUUCCACCCACUCCCCUCCAGGGAGAGAGCAGCAGAGACCUCAUCAGCAGACCAAGGAAGUGGCGGGUGCUGCCCCUCCCUGAGCUCCAGGGUCCCUGAAUCUUCUGAAAUGGAAAAUGAAUGGAGGCCUUCUGGGGUGGGUUGUCCUCCAGGGGCCCUGGAAUGGGGGCGAGCAGCUGGGUGGGCAGAACGCAGAGUAGACUGGGAGGAGGUCCUUUCACUUCUCGCUUCCGCUUCUGUUGCAUGGAGGAUGGUGUGAGCUUUGCAGCAGGCCCGGAAAGGUACGCAGGUGACCCCUUAGCAGCUGGUGCUCUGCACCGCGGUACUGGCGCCAUCAGGGCCUCCCUUGCCCACUGAGAGCAGCAGCAGUGUCUGUCAUCCUGUCGCCCCUUACCCCCCACCCCAGGCCACUGGGCCCCUCCCACACCACCUGGGGAGCUGAGCAGAGGAGGCUGGAGUAAGGGAGGACUUGAUCAUCCAAGAAGUACUUUUUAUUGCUGGGAGUCUUCUGAACCUCACCAAACUGAGGCCAGAGCUGAGCUCCUGGGGGAGUUAGUUCAGAGGGGAGAGGCCAGCACCUCCCUCCUCCAUCGCUCGCUGUGUGCCUUAAACUCCAUCUCCUGUCCCUCCCUAUCCCCUGGCUUUCCCUCCCUCCUCGCCCCAUCCUGGGCCGGCCAGCAGGGCUCCUCCUCUGGCUCUUCAGACCUUUCAGCCAGUGCUGUCAGCGCCCCUGGGAGGGAAGGGCAUCCCUGAGGCACCCGAAUGGGCCCUCGGGGUGCAGGGAGGCAGAGGCCUGGCCGCGGAGGAGCCUCCUAAGGUAGCAGCUGCAGCAGGUGCGCCCUCUCCCUACUCUCCCCACACUAGAGCGGCUUGCAGAGCAGAUGCUCUUUCCCUCCUCCUCGUCAAAACCGUUCUCGCUGCUGAGCUUGACAAUCUGGGCAAGGCUUGUGGGGCGCUUGGCAAACAGAACCUGCCCUGUGCCGCCCGGCUCUGUGGCCUCCAGCAUGAGCCUGCAGGCAGGGCACUGCGGGAACCCAGUCGUGCUGCCCCAGCCCAUGCCUCCAGGUCUGCUGUGCAUGAAUUGAGUGCUCAUUUGUCCCAGGUUUAGGACAGCAGGGUCAAGUGAACAGCAGGGUCUAACUAUGCUUAGCCCAGUUCAAACAGAACAAAGGCAAAACGUAGAAAGCAACAUCUGUUGAUCAUUUGGGUUUUUUUUAAAACAACCAUGUCACUUUGAGUCCUUCGUGGGUUUUUGAACAGCAUUUAUCAAGAAGAAAAUGUGGGUUUUUUCCCCUCUCCCAUGUUUUGUUUGUCCUGUAGAUAGAGGGAGGAAAGCCGUGCAGUGGCAGGCGGGACCCCCUCUGGCGGCGGGACCCCCUCUGGCGGUGGUCCUGCAGGGCCAGCCGGGACCUGUCACUUUAUUAUUUAAGGAGUGUGUGUGUAGAGUCGCUGGCUUAUUAACAGUAUUGUGUGUGGGUUGGGUUUUUAGUUUGUUCCUUCUUUUUGAAGUCCCUUCAUUUCAAUCCUUGCCCCUCUUUCCCCUUCCCUUGCCCAGCUCUGUUGAAUGCUGCUGUGCGCGUGUGAGGGCCUCUCUGCACACAGGGCCCUUGGGUUUGUGCGAACUGAAAUUCUCCCUGUAUUUGUGAGACUCGUAGGAGUCCCCCUCUGGAGCACAGGCAAUGCCAGUGCCAUGCUGCAGCCUCAGAAACCAGGCCUCUCCCCCCAGCAGCAGGCGGAACCGUGUCUGUGGUCGGGUGCUGUCCACAGCUCUGUCUGCCUUGUUCUUGGGCUUGAGCCAGGUGGAGGUGGGGUCUCUUCACCUUCCCUGAAUUCAGAACAGACCCUGUGCCUGGCCCCAGUGUGCCCAAGCAACUCCCCAGGCCUUUGUUAGGAGCCCUUGGUGGUCUGAGCAGCGGGGCCCAGGCAGCACAUGAGCAGUGCCUGGGGCUCCCUGCGUGAGGACGGCAAGGUGCGAUGUAUGUCUCAUUUAUUGAUGGCAGGCGUGCCCCUGCGCCCCAUGCUCCUGGCCCUGGUUAUUGCUGAGCUCUGUGCUCAGUGCUGCGGCCUGGCCAUGGCUCGUCUGUUCCUUCUGGGGGGCCGGGCGGGUUGUGGGAAUCAGUCUUCACAAACAGACAGGAGCCAGGCAGAGGACUCGUUCCUUGCAGAGGUCAGUCCUCACCUGCAGGUGUCGGGGUUGGCAAGGAGGGGCAGGCACACACCAUGUCUGACCUAAACCCAAUUCUGGGGAGCGUCUCCCGCUCCAGCCCCACGACCUCCACAGGGUUACAUUGUAAUAUAUAUGCCCCAGCUAACCUGUCUGAUGGUGGCAUCUUCCUGCAGACAUUUCAAACAUGUAACUUUUAUAUGAAAAAAAAUAAACACAGACGAAAGCUGCCGAAUG
Cercocebus atys (sooty mangabey) is the source of this 8111-nucleotide messenger RNA. It is a transcript of the gene RAPGEF1, whose product is annotated as Rap guanine nucleotide exchange factor (GEF) 1. Gene Ontology annotation, molecular function: guanyl-nucleotide exchange factor activity. Gene Ontology annotation, cellular component: plasma membrane. The record is from RefSeq and is a predicted model, not a curated record. Lineage: Eukaryota; Metazoa; Chordata; Mammalia; Primates; Cercopithecidae. The transcript has 25 exons. Gene Ontology annotation, biological process: positive regulation of GTPase activity; Ras protein signal transduction. The coding region runs from base 2002 to 5406 and encodes 1134 amino acids.